This is a messenger RNA of Rotaria sordida, 958 nucleotides long. The record is from the annotation of a GenBank genome assembly. NCBI's taxonomy places the organism in Eukaryota, Metazoa, Rotifera, Eurotatoria, Philodinida, Philodinidae.
AUGAGUGCUAACAAAAAUUUAAAAAAUACGAUUAUACAGCCGUUAUGUGCAAAUGUUCAACAUGAUGAAUAUCAAUUGCUAUCAACUACACAAGUGGUAAUACCUGAACAGCGAAGUAUACAGCAACAAGGGCAAGAAAAUCAAACGAGAAGAAAGAAAUGUCGUGGCAAUCGAAAGAAACAACGUUAUCGACGACAACUUUAUAAUCAAGGUUUUGAUUCAGAAGCUGUGGCAAAGUUAGUCGAGGAAAAAUUCAAUCCUCAACUCCAACAAGAAACAAAUACAGAAACAGUUGAAGAGCGUGAUUCUCAUAAUAUUCAAGUCUCCAUCGGUUCAAACCAAGCGACAAAGUCUCCACGAAACAACAUUAAUAAUAAUAUUACUACUACUAUGGAAAUGGGAACUAAACGCAAAAGAAUCUUGUUAUCACCAACACCAACAACAGAAACAAUAUCAAUACUUGAUAAACCAAUAAGUCAAUUAUCAAUAUCACAAGCACGUGCUAAGAAAACCAAAACAGCAGCAGCUGAAACAAAAUCGAUACUUGAUCAACGUUUUAGUCAAUUAUCAAUAUCACAGGAAGACGUUAAGGAAACUAAACCAACGACAGCAACAACUACAACAGCAUUUGUAACUGAUGAAAUUAGCAAUGGUAAUAAUGAGUCAACAAUGAAUUAUUUAGAAAAUUUAAAACCACGUUAUUUAAAAGUAUCUGAUCGAAUAUUUAAACGAAUAUUAGUUGAAAGUAUUGAAAAUGGUUCCAAAUUAAUUGAAUCUUUAAAUACUCCUGAGAAAGUUCAAAUUGUUCGUGAAAUAACUGAAAUUACCAAUAAUUUAUAUCAUAAAGAUUUUCAAGAAAAAUUAUGGCAAGAAUAUUACAAUAUAAGUUCUCAAGACAUGCAUUGGGAAUUAAAGAUAACAAAACAAUUUGCUCGUCAAAACAGUCUACAUCAAAUAU